Messenger RNA from Pseudoliparis swirei, 2389 nucleotides. RefSeq names its product HCK proto-oncogene, Src family tyrosine kinase (gene hck). The transcript has 13 exons. NCBI's taxonomy places the organism in Eukaryota, Metazoa, Chordata, Actinopteri, Perciformes, Liparidae. Gene Ontology annotation, molecular function: signaling receptor binding; non-membrane spanning protein tyrosine kinase activity; ATP binding. Gene Ontology annotation, biological process: cell surface receptor protein tyrosine kinase signaling pathway; cell differentiation; protein phosphorylation. Bases 232 to 1743 code for a protein of 503 amino acids. Gene Ontology annotation, cellular component: extrinsic component of cytoplasmic side of plasma membrane. The record is from RefSeq and is a predicted model, not a curated record.
UGUCCGAGCCCCAGUGCGCCGCGCCGCUCCCACCCGUCCGCAUCUUGCAGCCUACAGCCGGGAGAGAAACAAACAACAACAACAACAACAACAACAACCACAACAACAACUAACAGAAAGUUCAGCGAAAGGAUGGAGCCGACGGGCAUGAAAUGAGGAUUAUGCUGCAGGCUUAUAAGAGCAUAUCUCCACGCGCACAGAAGUAACAGGCCAAGGGAUCACGGAGGUGCUAUGGGCUGUGUGGGCUCCAAGCAGGAGCAGGAGGCUCUGGGCAAGGAGACGGCCGGCGACGACCAGGAGAGCCAGGCGCUGGCGGCGCACUACGUCAAAGACCCCACGGCGGCCAUCGCCGGAACCAAGGCUAGCAAAAUGGCGUCCAAUUCAAACUCUUCAGACGGAGAGAGCGUCGUCAUGGCGCUGUUCGACUACGAGGCCAUCCACAACGGCGACCUCGGCUUCAAGAAGGGGGAUAAGCUCCAGAUCCUGGAGGAAUCGGGGGAGUGGUGGAAGGCUAAGUUGAUCAGCUCGGGUCAGGAGGGCUUCAUCCCCAGUAACUACGUGGCCAAAGACACGCUGGAGGCCGAGGAGUGGUUCUUCAAGGGCGUGAGCAGGAAAGAUGCCGAGAGGCAGCUGCUGGCCCCCGGGAACAAAACGGGCUCCUUCAUGAUCCGAGACAGCGAGACCACCAAGGGCAGCUACUCCUUGUCCGUGAGGGACGGCGACCCCAAGGUCGGCGACACGGUCAAACAUUACAAGAUCCGAACGCUGGACAACGGAGGAUUCUACAUCUCUCCGCGCAACACCUUCACCACCCUGCAGGAGCUGGUCGGCCAUUACAAGAAGCAGGGAGAUGGCCUCUGCCAGAACCUGACCAGCCCGUGCCUGAGCCCCAAACCGGAGAAGCCGUGGGAGAAAGACGCCUGGGAGAUCCCCAGAUCGUCGCUCAAGCUGGAGAAGAAGCUCGGCGCCGGCCAGUUCGGAGAAGUCUGGCUGGCCACGUACAUGAAGCACACCAAGGUGGCGGUGAAGACCAUGAAGCCCGGCACCAUGUCGGUGGAGGCCUUCAUGGCCGAGGCCAACCUGAUGAAGAGCCUGCAGCACGACAAGCUGGUCCGCCUCAACGCCGUGGUCACCAUCGAGGAGCCCAUCUACAUUAUCACCGAGUUCAUGGAGAAAGGUAGUUUAUUAGACUUCUUGAAGAGCGAUGAGGGAAACUGCGUCAAGCUCCCAAAGCUCAUCGACUUCUCCGCCCAGACCGCCGAGGGUAUGGCCUACAUCGAGCAGAGGAACUACAUCCACCGAGACCUCAGGGCGGCCAACAUCCUGGUCAACAAGGCUCUGGUGUGCAAAAUCGCCGACUUUGGCCUCGCCCGCAUCAUCGAAGACAACGAGUACACGGCCAGAGAAGGAGCCAAAUUCCCCAUCAAGUGGACGGCCCCUGAGGCCAUCAACUACGGCUCUUUCACCAUCAAAUCUGACGUCUGGUCCUUCGGCAUCUUGCUGACUGAGAUCAUCAGCUAUGGACGCACGCCGUACCCGGGGAUGACCAACCCGGAAGUGAUCCGCGCCCUGGAGAAGGGCUACCGAAUGCAGCGCCAGGACAGCUGUCCCGCCGAACUCUAUGAAAUCAUGCUGGAGUGCUGGAAGAACAAGCCCGAGGACCGGCCCACCUUCGACUACCUGCAGAGCGUCCUGGAGGACUUCUACACCGCCACAGAGAGCCAGUACCAGCAGCAGCCAUGAGGCGGGACACCCACAGACAUGUUCUUAUCUAUAUAUUGUAGGAAGCUAAGGAUCACUUCUCCUCACUUUUUUAUAUUUUCAUUGGGCGCUCUUCACUAGCAUUUGAAAUGAUCAUAACCACACUAUAAGUAAUAAGGAAGAGGGAAAAUACAGAAACAAUGGGAACGCUUUCUACGACGCCCAUGCCAAUAAUGCAUUAUAACCAUGCUUGUAUUGUACAGAAUGUACAGCAAUGCACCAUUUUAAUUAUAAGCACUCAUAAGUAUUCAUAAUGCUUUACAGUGUGGCACGGUUGCCAUGAAGGAGUUAUUUAUAAAUGCUUAUAACAGUGUUAUAAAUAGUUUAUAACAUAUGCUUAUGAUGCAUUAUAUACAUGGCAUCAUAGGAAGUGUCAAUGAAUAAUGUAUACAUUUAUCAUUCAUUACUACACAAUAUUAGAAAAGGUUUUUCCUAAACAAAAAAAGAAAAAGAUAAAAAGCCAUACCACUUUUCUACCAUCAUCCCUCUUAUUAUGUGUGUAUAGUCCCUAAUAUUGUACAAGCUUUGAAAGUGUUUUACAUAAUAUGUACUGUAAAAAAUUAUGCAGGAGUCUUCACUGUACGGCACAUGCUAUAUGACGUCUAUAUAAUAAAAAUAAUAAUAAAGA